CGAAGGGAGGAACAGAUGCUGAGCCGUGGGCCCGCGACCAGGUCUGGGAAGACGGGCCUGCCCUUCCUCAUCAUUGAGACAAGCACCAUCAAGCCGUACCACCGAGGGUUUUACUGCAAUGACGAGAGCAUCAAGUAUCCCCUGAAGACUGGUGAGACGAUAAACGAUGCUGUCCUGUGCGCCGUGGGCAUCGUCAUCGCCAUCCUCGCGAUCAUCACUGGGGAGUUCUACCGCAUCUACUACCUGAAGGAGAAGUCCCGGUCAGCGAUUCAGAACCCUUAUGUGGCGGCCCUCUAUAAGCAGGUGGGCUGCUUCCUCUUCGGCUGUGCCAUCAGCCAGUCCUUCACAGACAUUGCCAAAGUCUCCAUAGGGCGCCUGCGUCCUCACUUCUUGAGCGUCUGCAACCCUGAUUUCAGCCAGAUCAACUGCUCCGAGGGCUACAUCCAAAACUACAAAUGCAGAGGUGACGACAGCAAAGUCCAGGAGGCCAGGAAGUCCUUCUUCUCUGGCCACGCCUCCUUCUCCAUGUACACUAUGCUGUAUUUGGUGCUGUACCUGCAGGCCCGCUUCACUUGGCGAGGGGCCCGCCUGCUCCGGCCCCUCCUGCAGUUCACCCUGAUCAUGAUGGCCUUUUACACAGGACUGUCGCGUGUGUCCGACCACAAGCACCAUCCCGGUGAUGUGCUGGCAGGAUUUGCUCAAGGAGCCCUGGUGGCCUGCUGCAUAGUUUUCUUUGUGUCCGACCUCUUCAAGACCAAGACGACACUCUCCCUGCCUCCCCCCGCUCUCCGGAAGGAAAUCCUUUCACCUGUGGACAUUAUUGACAGGAACAAUCACCACAACAUGGUGUAGGGGCCGCCCACCUCCUGAGCUGUUCUAUACAAUGACUGCUGACAGCAAGUUCUUGCUGCUCUCCAAUCUCAUCAGACAGUAGAAUGUAGGGAAAAACUUUUUGCCCAACCGAUUUUAAAAAGGAAAAAAAAAAAAAGUCUUACUUUGUGGCCUUCCAAAAUAGGUAGUGUUCACCUAUGUGGAAACAACAGCAAACUAAUACCAAGUGCCGAAAUCCUGGAUGUGCAAUUGGUUUAAGUGUUCAUGUUCUAGUGAACACGGGCUUGUUCUGGAACAAACACUAAAAUGAUUUGCGUGGAGUCUGCCAGUCACCCUUGUGACCCGAGGAAUCCCAGGCCUGUGAGAAAAGCUCAAGUUCACAUUGUAGCACACGAUGCCAGAAAUAGCACUGAAUCAAGAAAAUAGCCAUUGGGGGGCUCCUCUCUCGUGUCUCUCUGUCCACACCACUCUAUUCUGUACUGUGACUUCGGUUCGGGAAGUUAAAUACAAGCCAAGAGCAGGUUUUCUAAGCCAGGUGAUUCGAUCCUGCAGCCGAGCUCCCAGUCCUGAGGCCUCAGCCCUCACUCCCCCGGCCCACAGGCCAGCAACCACAACCCCUCACUUCAGUGAUUAGGAGACUCUUUGUGGAUGAGUGAAUUUCACAAAUAGCACAAUUUCAGAAGAGAUCGAGGGUGCUGGCCCUCCUUUGUCUUCUUUUGCCGCAUAAUGCUGUGACGGGGGAACGUCGGCUGCGGGAUGUGGCUGUUGUGUUCACCCGUCACCCAGCACCUGCACACUCAGUAACAGUUAGCUAGCUUCGGUCACUGCUUUCUCCCUCGAGGCCCUUGCUGUGCGCCCAUCAGGGCUUCCUGGGAGGGUCCCGACACCAGCAAAGGUGUGCAUUGCCGCCACCUGAUGGAAAGCAGCCUUACACACCAGAGACGUGGGAGCGAAGGGGCAAGAAUGAAAAACUCACUGACCUUUUGGCUACUCGAAGUCAGAAUGAGCCAGAGUAGCAGACAGACAGCCUCACGCCCGCGAAGCUACCCUUCCGGAUCUCGUAGCUGACGAGGGUCUCUGUGGGGGCUGCUCUUGCUAAGCUGUGUAAAGCACUCUUGUCUUGGGGUUGAUCUCUAGGGCAGUUCUUGGUAGGUUCUGCUGGGCAGAACACAUGGGUUAAAUCUCCAUAGAGUUUUUCUCCUCUUCUAUCCAUAAGUGUCCUUCCAAGCAAGGCCCCACUCUAGGCAGUAGACAGGGACCCUUUCUACUGAACCUUCGAGGAAAGGAGGAAGGAAGAAAGGCUUUCCGAUCGCGGAUGCAGACCUUUCAAAGGGCUAAAUGUAACCCCAUGAAUCAACCACAUGCACAUCCUUACUACAGAAGCCGUCCUUUCAUUUCAACUCCUAGCAAGCUAUGAUUUUUAUAUAUAAAUAUUAUAUAAAUAAUGUAUAAAACAUUAAAAGUUAACUAUGUAAGAUAUUUCUGAAACAAUUUUAGCUAUAUCCACUAUGAUUAUAAACUGUGUCUCGACCUGUGUUAUUUACAUUAGCUGCUUAAAGAAGCAUUGAGUUAAUUUUUUUUAAUAUCAACUAAGAUAUCGUAGUUCUGUGGUAGACAUUGUUUUACAAUGAAAGAAAUAACUACAACUAGAGAAAACUGUAUAAAAACAUUAAAGUGUCAGUAUUUUUGUAAGUUUCCAUUUUGUAAAGAGAAUAAUAUUCAAAGACUUUUGUAGAAUACAAAGUGAAAACUUGUAUCUGCGAAACUACACUUGUAUUAAAUGUGCUUUUUAAAUAAAAGCUCAUAACACAACUAA
Ailuropoda melanoleuca (giant panda) is the source of this 2647-nucleotide messenger RNA. RefSeq names its product phospholipid phosphatase 3 (gene PLPP3). Gene Ontology annotation, cellular component: plasma membrane. Gene Ontology annotation, biological process: signal transduction; phospholipid metabolic process; phospholipid dephosphorylation. Bases 16 to 852 code for a protein of 278 amino acids. The transcript is spliced from 6 exons. The record is from RefSeq and is a predicted model, not a curated record. Gene Ontology annotation, molecular function: phosphatidate phosphatase activity; sphingosine-1-phosphate phosphatase activity. NCBI's taxonomy places the organism in Eukaryota, Metazoa, Chordata, Mammalia, Carnivora, Ursidae.